GACCCGUGAUGCUGGGUCCGUCCGGUCGUAGGAGGAGUUAAGAAGAAAGAAUGGGGAAAUGGAUUCGUAACGGUCGUUCGGUCUUGUCCUGCGAUGUUGUAUCGUUGUUAAUUGAUGUAGCAUCUGCUUGUUCGUAGGGAUAAUGGGAGGUGAUUAGGUUUGUUGAAUAUUGAAUAUUGGAUGUUGAACAUUGGGAUUGGCAUUCGGUCCUAUGGUUGGUGUUGGACAUGCUACCACCGUCUCUUUGGUAUGUUAUGCUAUGCUGUACCAAUCCCAAUGAAUGUAAUGCCCAUUAUGCAAAGGGUGGCUUUGUCGACUUUCGAGUUACGAUUCUUCUUCCCCGAAUUAUUUCCAGUAAGCAUCUGCCUACUGUUUGGACAGUCACUUCAUGCAUGCAUCUAGAUAUUCGACCCAGCAAACACAUAGAUCAAAAGCGAACGCGAGGGGACCUGCCGAAAGCCAUCCCCAUCAUCACCAUCAUCACCGUCAUUGGGACCCCAAAACGCCAAAUCUCAUCUGCAUGUCCCCCUUCGUUCUCGCCUUCACUCCAAAAAAAAAAAAAAAACGCCCGGCUUGAUUCCAGAUCACAUCCAGUUCACCACCCAUCACCAUCAUCUCACAGACAGACAUCGCUAAACAGCAAAAACCUCCAAACCAUGCCAUCCUUCCAAUCUCACACACCCCCCAUCGUCCCCUCCGAAAGGAUUCCUCCAGCACAAUUCCAUUUCAUCUCAUGCAUGUAAUCUAAUGUAACUAAUGUACAUAACUCCUCUC
Molecule: messenger RNA, 774 nt
Organism: Aaosphaeria arxii CBS 175.79
Lineage: Eukaryota; Fungi; Ascomycota; Dothideomycetes; Pleosporales
Exons: 1
Coding region: 228-743 (171 amino acids)
Source: RefSeq, a predicted model, not a curated record